UAUUUUGUGUUAGAGUUACCUCCCGUUCUGGGUUUCCACCCCGACCGAGUUACAGUGACAAUAUUGACAAAGUUAUUACAGCCUGUUUAAUUCUUCAAUUGGUGACGAAAUCCAAGUUCAAGUAUGAUACUUGUUUGCCGAGGUUGUCAUAUCGACAGAUAAACUACCCUACGUUAUCUACAUGUAGAAGGAGAGAGAGGUCAUACACUAGAUUAACAGAUCAACACAGGUAUCGUUACCAAGAUGGAUUGUAACGGAAAUACCGAGUUGAUCCGGGGGAAGGAAGUAGUGUGUAAACUGGGAAUAAUUGCAGAUGUCCAGUACGCUGACAUAGAAGAUAGAUACAACUUCCGGAAAACACGUUUGAGAUUUUACCGAAAGGCAUUGACCUUGCUACAGCGGGCAAUCACGGACUGGAAAGCUGAAAAAGUCGAUUGUGUCCUUCAACUGGGUGAUGUCAUUGAUGGAUUUAACAAAGAGGAGAACGCUUCCGAAGGUGCCUUAACUACGAUUUUGGAGGUACUCAAAGCAUUUCCGGGGCCGAUAUACCACACGUGGGGAAAUCAUGAACUGUAUAACUUCACACAAGAAGAACUCAUGCGCUCCACUUUAUUUAGCGGUAACAUGCCCAAAUGUGAAUGUCCUAAAGGAAAAUCUUAUUACUCAAUCAACAUACACCGUAAGUUGAAAGUUGUCGUGCUGAACUGUUAUGAAAUAAGCAUGCUAGGGUUACCGGAAGACUCAUCUGAGUAUAAAGAAGCCGAGGCGAUAAUAAAGGGGAACAACCCUAAGGAGAAUUUGAACGAUCCGGAUGGACUUCAUGGAAAAUGUCGUCGUUUUCUAAAGUUGAAUGGUGCCUUAUCCGUGUCACAACUAGAAUGGCUAAAGGAACACCUCCGAGAGGCUACAUCAAACAGAGAGAAUGUUAUUGUUAUGGGUCAUUGUCCUAUAUUUGAACAAAGUGCAGACAACAUGGAUUUAUUAUUGAAUUGUACUGAUGCCAUGGACGUCGUGACCGAGUUCAGUGGGUGUGUCGUUUGCUACUUGGCCGGUCAUGAUCACAAGGGCGGAAGUAGUGUCGAUACUUCCGGUAUCCUUCACGUGACGUUUCCGGGAACUGUCGAAAGUAUGGAAUCCGAUUCCUAUGCCACAGCAUACCUUUACAACGACCGACUUACCAUCCAAGGCAGAGGGAGUUACUCCUCCUACGAAACUUUACUUCGAUUUCCUCUCCAUGAAAAUUAACUAUUUUUUAAUCAAAAUGAAACAAGCGUCAAUCAAUAUGCUAUUUUGAUACAUUAUUUUUCUUAAAAACAAACCCUCGUGUGAUAUCAUCCAGGACAGAGGAACUAACUCCUACAAAACUAUUUUACUCUUUCCUCUUUCUGGAUUUUUUUUAUUCAAAAUGAAAUACGUGUAUCUAUAGUUUCAAGGCGUGUUAAAUCAGUUUCUAAGGAAACUUAAUCAAUGUAUUAUUAAAACGUUAUAUUUUUCUUUAAAAUAAAGCAUGCCUCUCGUUUAAUAUAUAGACCUACAUUUGUAUAUAGACACAAAUUGUAUAUUUUACUACAUUCUAAUUUAUUUUGAAGAAAUCGUCCUUGUUAUUUUGUUGUUUAUGUAACUCGUAUGUCAACUUCCAUCUGACUAGAUGGACCCUAUCUGGUUAUGUUACGGAAUGGGGCGUGGCAAACUUUAUUUUGAUACACUUUACUAUAUUGUAUUGCUUUUAUAACGUUGGUGAUGAGGACUUCCGAUAGUAUGUACUUAUUUGAUGGGAGAAAACAGGUUUUAAACUGUGAAUAUUAAAAUUUUCUAACGGUA
Messenger RNA from Pecten maximus, 1821 nucleotides. Its product is annotated as manganese-dependent ADP-ribose/CDP-alcohol diphosphatase-like. The record is from RefSeq and is a predicted model, not a curated record. Lineage: Eukaryota; Metazoa; Mollusca; Bivalvia; Pectinida; Pectinidae. The coding region runs from base 244 to 1245 and encodes 333 amino acids. Gene Ontology annotation, molecular function: manganese ion binding; ADP-ribose diphosphatase activity; 2',3'-cyclic-nucleotide 2'-phosphodiesterase activity. The transcript has 4 exons.